UUCCCUUUGCUCGGGAUGUCUGGCAACUUGGGGACAGUGACCCGGACCCUGUUCCUCCUCCUCCUCGCACCUGGCUGGGUAGAACCGCAGGCCUGCACGUAUCCAUGCCAGUGUCCCUCCCAGCCUCUGCAGUGCCCCGCUGGCACCAGCCACGUGUUGGAUGCCUGUGGUUGCUGCAAGGUGUGUGCCAGGCAGCUUGGCGAGCUCUGUUCCCUGCAGAAGCCCUGUGAUCAUCACAAGGGACUCUACUGCGACUUCUCCAAAAUCCACAGAGGCAGCGGGAUCUGCUUAGCUCACGAAGGUGCGACUUGUGACCUGCUGGGCAAAAUCUACCACAACGGGGAGAGCUUCCAGCCCACCUGCAAGCUGCAGUGCAUCUGCAUGGACGGGGCCAUCGGCUGCAUCCCCCUUUGCUCCGAUGACCUGCGGCUGCCGUCCCCCGAGUGCCCCAACCCCCGGCGGGUGAAGUUUCGCAAUAAGUGCUGCGAAGAGUGGAUCUGCGAGGAGGGCAGCGAGGAAAACCGCUUCGAAACAGCCAUGGCGGUUUUCAGGGAGGAUCCAGCACACAAGCCGGAGCUGAAUAACCUGCAGGAGAACUGCUUGGUGCAGACCACCGAGUGGAGCGCUUGCUCCAAGAGCUGCGGCAUGGGCAUCUCCGCCCGAGUAACCAACGACAACCCCCAGUGCCGCCUGGAGAAGGAGACGCGGCUCUGCAUGGUCCGGCCCUGCGACUUCCCCAUGGAGAAAACCAAGAAGGGGAAGAAGUGUGUGCGGACCCCAAAGCCACGCCAGAGCCUCCACUUCGAAUUUUCGGGCUGCACCAGCACCCGUUCCUACCGGCCCAAGUUCUGCGGCAGCUGCACGGACGGCCGCUGCUGCACCCCGUACGUCACCAGCACCGUGGAGGUGGAGUUCCGCUGCCCCGAGGGGGACUUCUUCCAGCGGAAGAUGAUGUUCAUCAAGAUGUGCUCCUGCCACUACGACUGCCCCCGAGACAACGACAUCUUCCUGGCCACGUAUCACCGGAGGAUGAUUGGAGACCACGUCAAGACAGAGAGGCAGUAG
Messenger RNA from Gavia stellata (red-throated loon), 1065 nucleotides. RefSeq names its product CCN family member 2. Lineage: Eukaryota; Metazoa; Chordata; Aves; Gaviiformes; Gaviidae. Gene Ontology annotation, biological process: signal transduction; cell adhesion. The record is from RefSeq and is a predicted model, not a curated record. Gene Ontology annotation, molecular function: heparin binding; integrin binding. Gene Ontology annotation, cellular component: extracellular matrix; extracellular region. The coding region runs from base 16 to 1065 and encodes 349 amino acids. The transcript has 5 exons.